AUGGAGUCUUCCAGAUCUGCCACUUUUAUCCACAACAUAGAGACGUUUGUCAAAGCCGGCAUGCUUCCAAAGCUCAUAGAUCCACAGCUGCCUCCUGCUUUGAUGCAGCAGUAUUCCAUACCGCAGCUAAGAUUGUCCGAUCUGGAGUUUUCGCAGACUAGCGAUGAUCCGCCACGCAAAAUAGUCAAUUUCAGCUACGAGGCUUCCAAAAUGACUGCAAACUCAUCAUAA
Molecule: messenger RNA, 231 nt
Organism: Ogataea haglerorum
Lineage: Eukaryota; Fungi; Ascomycota; Pichiomycetes; Pichiales; Pichiaceae
Exons: 1
Coding region: 1-231 (76 amino acids)
Source: RefSeq, a predicted model, not a curated record